This is a messenger RNA of Zasmidium cellare ATCC 36951, 1278 nucleotides long. RefSeq lists its product as uncharacterized. Bases 1 to 1278 code for a protein of 425 amino acids. The record is from RefSeq and is a predicted model, not a curated record. Lineage: Eukaryota; Fungi; Ascomycota; Dothideomycetes; Mycosphaerellales; Mycosphaerellaceae. The transcript has 4 exons.
AUGGAACUCCUCCUCAUCCUUGCUGCAAUUGCAGCCUUCUGUCAAACGACUGUCAAUGCUCAGUAUGGGAGGAAGCAGUUUCCAGGACAGCCUCCAUAUCGGCCAUUCCCACCUUAUCGCUCUUGGCCACACAAACGCCCUUCUCCGCCUCCACCCACGAACAAGCAGCCAGUCUACCCACAGCUCAAGACUACGCCUCAAAUUCUUGGUCUGGCCAACGAUCCAGCCCUUGACCGUGAUUCAUGUGGCUCAAUGACCUUCCUCGACAGGACAUUCUGGACAUGCCGUGACACUCAGCUCUUCUAUCCAAACGGAAGCGUCAUGAUCAGCCCACUCAUUACGAGCACUGCAAGCUGGUCAGACUUCAAUCGAUUCGGUGCUCCUGCGCUUCAACAGCUGCCUCCUGGUGCAGACCCGAUCAACAGCACAGUCUUGAAAUUGUAUGGCAAGAACACUAUCAAUCAGGCAUUCUACCCGAUCCUGCCCAACUACUGCGAUCCACCAGCGGGCAACUGUUCAGAUGGAACAAGAUAUGCUUUGUGGCCUGAUCUCCCGCCGAUGAUAACCUCCUCGGGCCGGGGAGGCGUGACUGGAUACACCUGGAUCAGAACUUCUCACAUUCGCUCUGAUUUGAGCACUGUAACAGACAACCCCAAUGCCAUCUUAUACAAGGUCACGUAUCAGGGCAGUUCUUUUGGCAACAAAAACGCCCUCCCAAAAGUAUCAGUUGUUGAUGAAUUUUUCUGGAAAGAGGGAGAAAUCACAUUCGGAAACUACGGAAACGUUGUCAAGGACGGGAUAGCCUACCUUUAUGGACUAGCAGAGGGCAUCACUUCACUCGCCAAAGUGCCCGCAAACCAGGUCGAAAACAAGGCUGCCUACCAAUACUGGGUUGAUGGCAAAUGGACGAGGACCAUGCCCGCGAUUGGACAAGAAGGCAUCAACAUUACCAACUCCAACACCGGUGGUGGUCAAGGAACAUACUACUUUUCUGAGCAGUGGAACAGUUAUGUGUGGGUCGGUGGCCCCGUUACCCCAGGGUCGGACAUGUACAUUACUACCGCUCCUGAUCCAACAGGCCCCUGGAUCACGCCUCAGCACUUCUUCACUGGCAUCAACGGCAACUACUUCUUGAGUGCGUACUCGAUCCAGGCACACCCCGGCCUAGCUGCCAGCUCCAGGGACAACGACCUUUACGUCACGUACACCAAGAACGAUUUGGAUGCUGAAGGAAUCAAUGUGUACACAUCACCACUGGUCUACAUCCAGUGGAAAUAG